Exophiala xenobiotica is the source of this 1967-nucleotide messenger RNA. RefSeq lists its product as uncharacterized. Gene Ontology annotation, molecular function: spermine transmembrane transporter activity; spermidine transmembrane transporter activity. NCBI's taxonomy places the organism in Eukaryota, Fungi, Ascomycota, Eurotiomycetes, Chaetothyriales, Herpotrichiellaceae. The record is from RefSeq and is a predicted model, not a curated record. The transcript has 2 exons. Gene Ontology annotation, biological process: spermidine transport; transmembrane transport; spermine transport. The coding region runs from base 226 to 1680 and encodes 484 amino acids.
CAACGCCGUUGAGCGCCGUUCUCAUGCACAAAGUCCUCAUUCAAGCCUUCCCCCCAACUGACCGGGAUGUCGCUGCCGAUUCUAGGUCUUAGACGGUGCCGAUAACCGAUUUGUGGGGGAGGUGAUCAUCGUUCUUCUGGCACUUCAGGCUUUAAAACCGGGUGUAUCCCCAGCUUGAUUCUGUGCCAUGGCUCGAAGCCCACCCUGCGCACCUCUGAUUAAGACAUGGUCAAGGAGGAACAGCAAGGCCCAGCCAGCGUCCUUCAGACUCCUUCAGGAAACCUGACCGACUGGAACGGUCCCGACGAUCCAGACAACCCUCGCAAUUUUUCUCUGUCCCGGCGAAUAUGCUCGACAAUUGCAGUGACCUUUUUAGCUUUUGUCAGCACUUUGGCAGCAUCAAUAUAUAGCCCCGGCCACGACCAAGUGUCCAGGGAUUUCCGAGUUUCUAAUGAAGUCGCGAUUCUACCACUGUCACUCUACAACUUCGGCUUAGCCUUUGGACCGCUAGCUGGAAGUCCACUGAGCGAGACUUUUGGGCGUAAGGCCGUUUUCUUGACCACUACACCUCUUUUCGCACUCUUCAUCCUAGGCGCUGGGCUAUCUCAAAGCGUUGCAUCCUUAAUAGUCUGCAGAUUCUUCGCAGGUGUUUUUGCCUCGCCAGCCAUCAGCUGUGCCUCCGCCACCAUCAUUGACUACACUGCUGGGCGAUACCGAGCUGUAUCGUUAGCAUUCUACUAUUCCAUACCCUUCUUUGGUGCUGUGUUUGGGCCUCUUCUAGGUGGAGUCAUUAUCGAGAACAAAGGCUGGCGCUGGACUCAAUGGGUUACGCUAUUCUUCAUCACUGCCUUUUACAUUCCCAUCUUGUUCACCAGAGAGACAUACAAGAAGACCAUUCUGCAACGACGAGCCCGCAAACUGAGUGUUGCAGGACCGCCACAAGACAAGAGAUCGAUUCUCGCCUCAAUCAAGCAUUUUUCGACGACUUUGCUCAUACGCCCAAUUCACAUGGUCAUCACAGAGCCAAUAGUGACGCUGGUAUGUCUAUACAACGGCUUCCUUUUCGGUCUCAUGUACACUUUCGUGGUGGCGUCGCCUUGGGUCUACCAGCAUUACUAUGGUUUCGAUCUUACUGCACAAUCUUUAUCUUUCCUGGGCUUAAUGGCUGGAACCGCAUUUGCACCUGCUCCUCUCAUCCUUAUCGACCUCAAACUCUAUCAGCCGCGUCUCAAGCACUUUCGAGCUACUCAUUCCGAUGAUGAACGUUUCCCUCCGGAGUACCGGCUGUAUCCUAGUAUGAUCGCAUCUUUCGCUUUACCAGCGUUCCUAUUCCUCUUUGCCUGGACACCGCGCCCAGAAAUACAUUGGAUGGCCCCGAUUGUGUUUCAGGGGCUCACGAUAAUGUCAACCGUCUUGAUAUACUCCUCAGCAAACUUGUUCAUGGUCGACGCUUACGGACCGCUCUAUGGCGCAUCCGCAGCUGGUGCGGCCAUGUUGUCGAGGUACGGUUUGUCGGCAGCGUUUCCACUUUUCGCGCUGCAACUUUACAAAGCGCUGGGCGUGGGGUGGGCGAGCACAUUGCUAGGCUUUUGUACUCUAGCUAUGGCGCCUAUACCCUGGCUCUUCUGGCGAUUUGGAGAUCUACUACGAGCGAAGACAAAGUACGAGACGGCGACCUAGGCAUUGUGAUACUGGAUACAGAUGAUAGCUUCUCGAGCACUUUCUGCCGGCGCAAAUUGAUCUAGGGACAUCCCACAUUGCGUUGUCCGCCCUAAUUCCGUAGUGGCAACCAUGGACUUCAGCACAAGUUCUCGGAUCUUGAUCACAAUGGGGCUAGUUGGUUACAGCCCAACUAAUGAGUCUUGAAGAGACAUCGAAUGAGACCACAGUCGUAAGAUACGUGCUGUGUACCUCUUAGAUAUGACUAACCCAUAUGGUGUGAUGCCCUCCACACCUUCAAACGGUGU